Phacochoerus africanus (Common warthog) is the source of this 4609-nucleotide messenger RNA. It is a transcript of the gene CARMIL2, whose product is annotated as capping protein regulator and myosin 1 linker 2. The transcript is spliced from 39 exons. Gene Ontology annotation, biological process: regulation of Arp2/3 complex-mediated actin nucleation; cell migration. Lineage: Eukaryota; Metazoa; Chordata; Mammalia; Artiodactyla; Suidae. Gene Ontology annotation, cellular component: lamellipodium; plasma membrane. Gene Ontology annotation, molecular function: protein binding. Bases 288 to 4559 code for a protein of 1423 amino acids. The record is from RefSeq and is a predicted model, not a curated record.
CAUGUCUGCCCUAACUAAGUAGCUCCUGCGCAUCAGGGAGGGCUGGCGGCAGCUGUGACUCUGCCCCCUCCUACACCCUUGUACCCGAGCGACAUCUCCCGGCCCUCAGAGGCCAGGCAGGGAGGAGCCGGGCUGGGGGCCGCCUGGCAGGAAGCGGCUAGUACCUUCCGCUACUGGAGGAGCAGGUGGCUGCAGUGCAGCCCGGGCCCUAGCUUCCUGUACGUGCCGCCUCUACGGUUUCUCAUCGGAGCUCCUUUGGCCCCCCGGCUGCCCACUGGGCAGGCCCCAUGGCCCAGACCCCAGAUGGCAUAUCCUGCGAACUCCGAGGCGAGAUCACCAGGUUCCUGUGGCCCAAGGAAGCUGAGCUGCUGCUGAAAACGUGGCUGCCAGAGCGGGAGGGUGCUGAGCAAGGCCAUGUCCUGGCACUGCUCCGAUGGAGAGCCUACCUGCUCCACACCUGCCUCCCGCUGAGGGUGGAUUGCACAUUCAGCUACCUAGAGGUCCAGGCCAUGGCGCUGCAGGAGACACCCCCUCAGGUCACAUUUGAGCUAGAGUCCCUGCCUGAUCUGGUCCUGGAGUUUCCCGGCGUGGCUGCACUGGAACAACUGGCCCAGCACAUCGCUGCCGCCAUCAGGAAGGUCUUCCCUCGCUCGACCCUUGGGAAGCUAUUCCGGAGGCCCACGCCCCCCUCCAUGCUGGCUCGGCUGGAGAGAAGCAGCCCCUCAGAGGCCACCUCACCCAGCAGCCCCUGUGGUGGCUUCUCAGAGACGUACGAGGCUCUGUGUGACUACAAUGGCUUCCCUUUCCGAGAGGAGAUUCAGUGGGAUGUGGACACCAUCUACCAUCGUCAGGGCUGCCGCCAUUUCAGCCUCGGAGACUUCAGCCAUCUGGGAAGUCGGGACCUGGCCUUGAGUGUGGCCGCUCUGUCCUACAACCUGUGGUUCCGGUGCCUCUCCUGUGUGGACAUGAAGCUGAGCCUUGAGGUCUCGGAACAGAUUCUGCACAUGCUGAGUCAGUCAUCUCACCUGGAGGAGCUGGUGCUGGAGACCUGUGGCCUGAGAGGAGACUUUGUCCGGCGACUGGCCCAGGUGCUGGCAGGACACUUGAGCUCGGGGCUGCGGGAGCUCAGCUUGGCCGGGAACCUGCUGGAUGACCGAGGCAUGGCUGCCCUCAGCAGACACCUAGAGCGUCGUCCUGGAGCCCUGAGGAGACUCAGCCUAGCACAGACAGGGUUGACACCACGAGGGAUGAGGGCCCUGGGCCGGGCUCUGGCUUCCAAUGCAGCCUUUGACUCUGUCCUGACCCACUUGGACCUUUCGGGAAACCCUGGGGCACUGGGGGCCUCGGAGGACAAUGGGGGCCUAUACAGUUUCCUGAGUCGUCCUAAUGUUCUGACAUUCCUGAACCUCUCAGGCACCGACACUGCCCUGGACACUGUGAGGGGGUGGUCACUGGGGCGGGGGGAGGGCAGGGCAGGGAGAGGCUCACCCUCCUUGCCCUGCCCUCCUCCACAGCUCUUUGCGGCGCUGUCCCGGGGCUGCUGCACCAGCCUCGUGCACCUCGAUGCUUCGAGGAAUGUCUUCUCCCGCAUGAAGUCCCGGGCUGCGCCCGACACGCUGCAGCUCUUCCUCAGCCACGCAGGGAUGCUUCGCCACCUGGGCCUGGCUGGCUGCAAGCUGCCGCCCGACGCGCUCAGGGCGCUUUUGGAAGGCCUCGCGCUCAACACGCACAUGGAUGACCUGCACCUGGACCUCAGUGCUUGUGAGCUAGGCUCUGUGGGUGCUCAGGUGAUACAAGACUUAGUGUGUGAUGCUGGUGCAGUGAGCUCCCUGGAUCUGGCGGAUAAUGGCUUUGGCUCAGACAUGGUGACUCUGGUGCUGGCCAUUGGGAGGAGUCGGUCCCUACGACAUGUGGCGCUUGGAAGGAACUUCAACGUUCGGUGCAAGGAGACCCUGGACGACGUCCUGCACCGGAUUGUUCAGCUCAUGCAGGAUGACGACUGUCCCCUGCAAUCUCUGUCUGUGGCUGAGUCGCGGCUGAAACUGGGUGCCAGCGUCCUGCUCCGGGCCCUGGGCACCAAUCCUAACCUGACAGCCCUGGAUAUCAGCGGCAACGCCAUGGGGGACACAGGCGCCAAGAUGCUGGCCAAGGCGCUUCGAGUCAAUACAAGGCUUCGGUCUGUGGUCUGGGACCGGAAUCACACCUCUGCUCUGGGCCUGCUGGAUGUGGCACAGGCCCUGGAGCAGAACCGCAGCCUGAAGGCCAUGCCUCUGCCACUGAAUGAUGUGGCCCAGGCACAGCGCAGCCGCCCUGAGCUGACAGCCCGUGCAGUGCAUCAGAUCCAAGCUUGUCUCUUGAGGAACAACCGUGCAGACCAUGCCUCUGCUGACCGCACCUCCCGCCCACAGCCACUAGGUCUGGGGUCAGAUCCCUCUGAACAGGAAGUGAAUGAACUGUGUCAGUCGGUGCAGGAACAUGUGGAGCUGCUGGGCUGUGGGGCUGGGCCCCAGGGUGAAGCUGCUGUACACCAGGCUGAGGAUGCCAUCCAAAACGCCAACUUCUCUCUCAGUAUUCUCCCCAUUCUAUACGAGGCUGGGAGCUCCCCAAGCCACCAAUGGCAGCUGCGGCGGAAGCUCGAGGGCCUCCUGGGACAGGUGGGUGAGGUCUGCCGCCGGGACAUUCAGGACUUCACUCAGGCCACACUGGACACAACAAGGAGCCUCUGCCCACAGAUGCUACAGGGACCCAGGUGGAGGGAGCAGCUAGAGGGGGUCCUGGUGGGCUCAAGGGGUCUUCCAGAGCUGCUCCCAGAGCACUUGCUGCAAGACGCCUUCACUAGGCUCAGGGACAUGCGCUUAUCAGUCACAGGAACCUUGGCAGAGAGCAUUGUGGCUCAGGCUCUGGCAGGUCUGAGUGCAGCCCGGGACCGGCUGGUGGAAAGUCUGGCUCAACAGGCAACGGAAGCAGUGCCCCCUGUCAUCCCAGCAGUAGAAGGAGGUGACCCUAGCCCCCUUGGGCCUAGGCAAUUGAAAGAUCUUUUCUUCCCUGAGGAGAAGGAACAGGAGGAUGAAGAGGAUCAGAAGGACGACAGUCCUCCGGAGAAAUGGCCUGUAUCCAGCCACUGCCUUCACACUCACAGUGCUGCUGAGGAACCAGAGCCGGAGCUGGCGGCUCCGGGGGAAGAUGCAGAGCCGCAGGCAGGGCCAUCUGCCCGCGGCUCUCCGAGCCCUGCCACCCCCGGGCCCCCGGCUGACCCUCCGCCUCGCAUGGACCUGCCACCCGCCGGGCAGCCCCUGCGCCAUCCGACCCGGGCCAGGCCACGGCCGCGGCGCCAGCACCACCACCGCCCGCCGCCGGGGGGCCCCCAGGUGCCCCCAGCCCUGCCGCAGGAAGGGAAUGGACUCAGUGCCCGUGUGGACGAGGGUGUGGAGGAAUUCUUCUCCAAAAGGUUGAUCCAGCAGGAUCGCCUCUGGGCCCCGGAAGAGGACCCAGCCACCGAGGGGGGUUCCACCCCUGUCCCUCGGACACUUCGAAAGAAGCUGGGCACCCUCUUUGCCUUCAAGAAGCCUCGUUCAACACGUGGGCCACGGCCUGAUCUAGAGACCAGCCCUGGGGCAGCUCCCCGCACUCGAAAAACCACACUUGGGGACCUGCUGCGGCCACCAGCCCGUUCUGGCCGUGGCGAGGAGCCUGGUGGGGCGGAGGGGGGCACCAGCAGCCCUGACCCUACCCGCAGGAGUCGGCCUCGCUACACUCGGGAAAGCAAGGCUUACUCCAUGAUACUGCUACCUGCCGAGGAGGAAGAGACAACACUGGGUGCCAGACCUGACAAGCGGCGGCCCCUGGAGCGGGGAGACACAGAGCUGGCCCCAUCCUUUGAGCAGCGAGUACAAGUGAUGCUGCAGAGGAUCGGCGUGAGCAGAGGCAGCGGGAGUGCUGACGGCAAGAGGAAGCAAAGCAAAGAUGGAGAGAUCAAGAAGGCUGGCUCAGAUGGUGACAUUAUGGACAGUUCCACAGAGACCCCGCCCAUCUCAAUCAAGUCCCGUACUCACUCUGUGUCUGCUGACCCUUCAUGCAGACCUGGUCCAGGGGGCCAGGGGCCUGAGCCUGCCACCUGGAAGACACUGGGGCAGCAACUGAAUGCGGAGCUCAGGGGUCGUGGCUGGGGUCAACAGGAUGGUCCAGGUCCCCCCUCCCCUUGUCCGAGCCCAAGCCCUCGAAGAGCCAGCCCCUCCCCGGACAGCCUGGGCCUCCCAGAGGAUCCUUGCUUAAGCUCCCAGAACACAGAUGGCCACCUGAGGCCGAGGCCUCUCCCGGCAGGGCGACGAGCCGUGUCUGUGCAUGAGGACCAGCUCCAGGCCCCUGUUGAACGGCCCCUGCGGCUGCAGCGCUCCCCUGUCCUCAAGCGCAGACCAAAGCUUGAGACACCUCCAUCUCCAAGCAUAGGAUCUGGCCUUGGAGCCGAGCCUCUGCUCCCACAGACUUCAGAGCCCUCCAGCCCUGAGCAGAGCCCACCUUCCCCAGCCACAGACCAAAGAGGCGGCGGCCCCAACCCCUGACCUUCUUUUCCUGCCGCAUGAGAUUAUUUUAUUAAAAAACUCAAAGAAAA